Messenger RNA from Magnolia sinica, 2755 nucleotides. RefSeq names its product cleavage and polyadenylation specificity factor subunit 3-I-like. Bases 367 to 2451 code for a protein of 694 amino acids. The transcript has 5 exons. Gene Ontology annotation, biological process: mRNA 3'-end processing by stem-loop binding and cleavage. Lineage: Eukaryota; Viridiplantae; Streptophyta; Magnoliopsida; Magnoliales; Magnoliaceae. Gene Ontology annotation, cellular component: mRNA cleavage and polyadenylation specificity factor complex. The record is from RefSeq and is a predicted model, not a curated record. Gene Ontology annotation, molecular function: RNA binding; 5'-3' exonuclease activity; RNA endonuclease activity.
UUCCGUCCGGGAGCAGAAGAGGCGGGCAAAUGUCUUGAAUAACAUCAGUCCAUUUAGGGUUUUUAAGUGUCUCGGCACUCUGCACAGCUGCAGAGGAAAACGAAGCCCUCUCCUCUGAGAAAUUAUUCCCAAAUCUAGGUCAAGAGAAAUAUCAUUCUUCUAUCAGUUUUCCCCAAAUCCAAGUCUUCCAGAUUUUUAUUUUGAUUUUCUUUUCCUGCGGUCACGAUCUGAAGAUAUAUACGAGGAUUGAAUGCCGUCAUCAGCAUCUCAUUGAGUUUGAGAGCUCUUUCCUGUUUUAACGGAAGAGGAGCUGAAUUUUCUGUUGAUUCGUCGGUGUUGCUGUAGCACGGAUCAUUGAAGUUGGAAAUGGCAGCAUCCGUAGGGAGCCAACCUCCUCCGUCUCUGAAGAGACGGGAUUCGUCGGUUACGAGAGAAGGCGAUCAGCUCAUCGUAACACCGUUGGGAGCCGGCAAUGAAGUGGGUCGGUCGUGCGUUUACAUGUCCUACAAAGGAAAAACUGUACUGUUUGAUUGUGGAAUACAUCCAGCUUACUCGGGAAUGGCUGCUUUGCCUUACUUUGACGAGAUUGAUCCAUCCACCAUUGACGUGCUUCUUGUUACACACUUUCACCUCGACCAUGCUGCAUCACUGCCAUAUUUUCUCGAGAAGACCACUUUCAAGGGACGGGUUUUCAUGACUCAUGCUACAAAGGCCAUAUACAAGCUGCUUUUGUCAGAUUAUGUGAAAGUGAGCAAAGUUUCGGUUGAGGACAUGCUGUAUGAUGAACAAGACAUUCUUCGGUCCAUGGACAAAAUCGAGGUCAUCGAUUUCCACCAGACUCUAGAAGUAAAUGGCAUCCGGUUCUGGUGCUACACUGCUGGCCAUGUCCUUGGGGCUGCCAUGUUCAUGGUUGACAUCGCUGGGGUCCGGGUGCUUUACACAGGAGAUUACUCCCGUGAAGAAGAUCGCCACCUCCGUGCUGCUGAGAUCCCACAGUUUUCCCCUGACAUCUGCAUCAUUGAAUCCACCUAUGGUGUCCAGCUCCACCAGCCCAGGCUUGUACGAGAGAAACGCUUUACCGAUGUUAUCCACUCAACUAUUUCUCAGGGCGGCCGCGUCCUCAUUCCGGCAUUUGCACUUGGCCGUGCACAAGAGCUCCUCCUCAUUCUGGAUGAGUACUGGUCAAACCACCCUGAACUCCACAACAUUCCCAUUUACUAUGCUUCCCCUCUUGCCAAGAGGUGCAUGGCAGUCUACCAAACCUACAUCAAUGCAAUGAACGAGAGGAUCCGGAACCAGUUUGCAAAUUCAAACCCGUUCGACUUCAAGCACAUAUCACCAUUGAAGAGCAUAGAGAAUUUUGAUGAUGUCGGCCCAUCCGUGGUGAUGGCAAGUCCUAGUGGUCUGCAGAGUGGUCUGUCGAGGCAGCUGUUCGACAAGUGGUGCUCGGACAAGAAGAAUGCUUGCGUGAUUCCUGGGUAUGUUGUGGAAGGGACAUUGGCCAAGACUAUCAUUAAUGAACCCAAGGAAGUCACACUCAUGAAUGGCCUCACUGCCCCUCUCAACAUGCAGGUCCAUUACAUUUCAUUCUCGGCCCAUGCCGAUUUUGCACAGACAAGUACGUUUUUGAAAGAGCUCAUGCCCCCCAACAUAAUCCUGGUUCAUGGAGAAGCCAACGAGAUGGGAAGGCUUAAACAGAAGCUCAUCACCCAAUUCAUUGACAAAAACAUGAAGAUCAUAUCUCCUAAAAACUGCCAGUCUGUCGAGAUGUACUUCAAUUCAGAGAAAAUGGCCAAGACAAUUGGGCGGUUGGCUGAAAAGACCCCGGAAGUGGGAGAGACUGUCAGUGGCUUGCUUGUAAAGAAGGGAUUCGCAUACCAAAUAAUGGCCCCUGAUGACCUCCACAUCUUCUCACAGCUAUCCACUGCAAACAUCACUCAGAGGAUUGCAGUCCCUUAUUCUGGUGCCUUUGGAGUGAUAAAGCACCGGCUCAAGCAGAUAUAUGAGAGCGUUGAAUCCCCAAUUGAUGAAUCUGAGGUCCCAACCUUGCAUGUGCAUGAACGGGUGACAGUGAAGCAGGAGUCAGAAAAGCAUGUUUCGUUACAGUGGACUUCAGACCCCAUUAGUGACAUGGUCUCAGACUCUAUUGUCGCUCUGGUUUUGAAUAUCAACCGGGAAGUUCCGAAGGUGACGGUGACGGAGACCAAGACAGAGGAGAAGAUGGGAAAGACAGCGGAGAAAGUGAUAUUUGCGCUCUUGGUUUCGUUGUUUGGCGAUGUCAAGAUGGGAGAGGAAGGGAAACUGGUUGUGACGGUUGAUGGGAAUGUGGCUCGUGUUGAUGGCAAGAAUGGAGAUGUUGAGUGCGAGAAUGAGAAUUUAAAGGAAAGAGUAAGGACAGCAUUUCGUCGGAUCCAGAGUGCCGUGAAGCCAAUCCCGCUUUCAGCAUCUUGAAAUGGCUUAAUCAUUGUUAGGAGCAUCAAACUGUUUUCUCAUCCCUAUGAGAAUUAGAGAUGUUAUAUGUGGCAUUUUUUAUGGCCUUUCACAGGUUAGGGUGUCUGAUAAAUCAAUCAUGUAAGUAGGCAGUAGUAGAAUGAUUUGUAUGAUCCUCUACCCAAGGAUAUAUGCACAGCAUCCUCGGAUUUUCAGUUUGUAGUUUGUACGAGUAGGUCCAUGGUCCAGUGGUCCAGAAUGUUGAUCUGAUGGUCCAGCCUUUGGACUUUUCCAGUUGAAUGAACUGUUUCUGUAUUUCUUUUCU